GCGGGAUCGGGAGCGGGAUCGGGAUGGGGGACACGCUGGAGGAGCCCUGGUGGGAGACGCCGUCCGGAGCAGGCAGCAGCCCAGGUUUUUCCUUGCAUCUUCCCUUUUCACCUGCACACCCCGUCUCGCUAGUCUAUAUAAAAAUUGCUUGGAUUUUUGUCCUCCCACAUGAAACAAUUGUGGUAGACCAUACACAGCUUUGAAGAGAGAACUGCAAAAGCUGAAUCCCCAUAGUAGAUGAGCAAAGUCUGUUCUCACAUAAAACAAAUCAGUUCUUGAUACUGCAGCUGAGUAAAGAGGAGCAUACAUGGAUCCAACUCUACCAAAAUCGGAGGAGUUAUUUUGCUAGAAGCCUAAGAUCCUUCAGAUGAUGAACCUAUUGAGAAAAUGGGUGAUAACAGGACAACAACAAAUCAAGAUUCCAAGCCUGCUGUGAAAAAGAAAAGAAAGCAGCCUACAGAGUGUUUUCUAAGUCAGCCUGAAGAAAAACAAGAGAGCACUGUAAAGGCAAAGAGGAGAAAGAAGAAGAAAAUUUCUGAUAUUCUGGAGAAAUCCGCUCCAAAACCUGGUGUCCCUGCAGAUCUACAAAAUCUGCUUAGCCAAUAUUUUGCUGAAAACCGUUCAGUGAUUGAAAUAGAGGAAUUAAAACUGUCAGAUUCCUGUUUUUUGCCAGCCAAUGAUCUCACCCACAGUUUUUCUUCAUACCUGAAGGAAAUCUGUCCUAAGUGGGCAAAACUCCGUAAAAACCACAAGGAGAAGAAGUCGGUGGUGAUGCUUGUUAUCUGCAGUUCUGCCCUUCGUUCCUUGGAACUCAUCAAGUCAAUGACAGCAUUUAAAGGAGACUGCAGAGUUCUCAAGCUGUUUGCAAAGCACAUAAAGAUAAAAGAACAGAUGAAUAUGUUGGAGAAAGGUGUGUUCCACAUUGGGGUUGGAACUCCUGGGAGAGUAAAAGCACUAGUGGAGCAAGAUGGCUUGUGCUUGAACUCCACAAAAUACAUGAUUCUCGAUUGGAACUGGAGAGAUCAGAAACUAAGGAGAAUGAUGGAUAUCCCUGAGAUAAAGAAAGAAACAAUUGACCUUCUGGAGAUGUGUAUUAUAAAGCUGUGCAGAGAAGGGUCUGUGAAGCUGGGACUCUUUUAAUAGUCUUACCAACAAGGAAGUCGUUUGCAGCUGCGUUUUACUGUUAUCCUGUCUGCAAUUGGCAAGCAGUGAACGAGUGAUGGAAUUAAGAAUUUUUACUUUUCAGAGGUCUCUCGGUACAGAAAGAAUGCACAUUGCAACUUUUUUGGAGUUCUCUUUUAAUAAUAAAACAGAAGUUUUGUUUGUACUUUUGCUAUGCUUUUUAUUGCACGAGCAAUGUGAUAUUGAAAUUAGAGAUAUAUAGCAUUCAACUGCUAGAUUCACUGCUGUGUCUUUACUUUUCUCAUGAGACUUACAAUCUAGUUUUUGCCUUAGAGGAUCUUUGAAAAUGUUGCAUGAAUAUCACUAAUUUGUCAAAGCAGUAUCUUUUUUUCUGUUCUAGAGCUGGCCAAAUGCUGCAUUUUUGCUGUUACAUGAAAAAUUAUCUGUAUUUUGAGACUUAUUUUAGUCAGACUGUUGAAGUGUGCAAAAAAUAUUCCUCUGUUUGUCCAUUUAAAUUAAAAGGCAAUGAUUUCUGGCUGA
Molecule: messenger RNA, 1662 nt
Organism: Apus apus (common swift)
Lineage: Eukaryota; Metazoa; Chordata; Aves; Apodiformes; Apodidae
Gene: CMSS1
Product: cms1 ribosomal small subunit homolog
Exons: 12
Coding region: 388-1140 (250 amino acids)
Cellular component (GO): 90S preribosome; nucleus
Source: RefSeq, a predicted model, not a curated record